This is a messenger RNA of Lynx canadensis (Canada lynx), 6192 nucleotides long. It is a transcript of the gene ARNT2, whose product is annotated as aryl hydrocarbon receptor nuclear translocator 2. Gene Ontology annotation, molecular function: protein dimerization activity; DNA-binding transcription factor activity, RNA polymerase II-specific; RNA polymerase II cis-regulatory region sequence-specific DNA binding. Bases 276 to 2396 code for a protein of 706 amino acids. Lineage: Eukaryota; Metazoa; Chordata; Mammalia; Carnivora; Felidae. The record is from RefSeq and is a predicted model, not a curated record. Gene Ontology annotation, cellular component: cytoplasm; nucleus; transcription regulator complex. The transcript is spliced from 19 exons. Gene Ontology annotation, biological process: regulation of transcription by RNA polymerase II.
GUGAGAAACCCAAGUCGCCGAAUUUUCAGAACCUAAGCAGUUAAUGUUAGAAAUUUUGCUGCAAAUAAAUUGAUCAGUAUGCAAGACAGUUUUCACGGCUGAAUCAUGGUCCACAGUUUAGGUAAACAGAUCUGUGAUGACAUUUUCUGAGUGGAAUACAAAUGCCGUUCAUUUCCUCCCAGCGGCUCCUGGCACUUCUACACGGAUAACAGAUUCUCCCAAGAAGGUGUUGGACACCAGGAAGAAGGAUCUUUGUUUAAUCCCUCUGAAAAGAAAUGGCUUCAGACAUCCCUGGAUCGGUGACAUUGCCUGUUGCCCCCAUGGCGGCCACGGGACAGGUGAGGAUGGCGGGAGCCAUGCCCGCCCGUGGAGGAAAGCGGCGUUCCGGGAUGGACUUUGACGACGAAGACGGAGAAGGACCCAGCAAAUUUUCCAGAGAGAACCACAGCGAGAUCGAGCGGCGGCGGAGGAACAAGAUGACCCAGUACAUCACGGAGCUGUCGGACAUGGUGCCCACGUGCAGCGCGCUGGCCCGGAAGCCGGACAAGCUGACCAUCCUCCGCAUGGCCGUGUCGCACAUGAAGUCCAUGAGGGGCACAGGGAACAAGUCCACAGACGGCGCCUACAAGCCGUCGUUCCUGACGGAGCAGGAGCUGAAGCACCUCAUCCUGGAAGCAGCCGAUGGCUUUCUGUUUGUAGUGGCGGCAGAGACGGGACGGGUCAUUUACGUGUCUGACUCCGUCACCCCCGUGCUGAACCAGCCCCAGUCAGAAUGGUUUGGGAGCACCCUGUAUGAGCAGGUGCACCCCGACGAUGUGGAGAAGCUGAGAGAGCAGCUGUGCACCUCCGAAAACUCCAUGACAGGCCGGAUCCUGGACCUGAAGACGGGGACGGUGAAGAAAGAGGGACAGCAGUCCUCCAUGAGGAUGUGCAUGGGCUCGCGGAGGUCCUUCAUUUGCAGGAUGAGGUGUGGGAACGCUCCUUUGGACCACCUGCCGCUGAACAGAAUAACCACCAUGAGGAAAAGGUUCAGGAACGGCCUUGGCCCCGUGAAAGACGGGGAGGCCCAGUACGCCGUGGUGCACUGCACGGGUUACAUCAAGGCGUGGCCCCCCGCAGGGAUGACUAUACCCGAGGAGGACGCGGACGUGGGGCAGGGCAGCAAGUACUGCCUCGUGGCCAUCGGAAGACUCCAGGUGACCAGCUCUCCCGUGUGCAUGGACAUGAGCGGGGUGUCGGUGCCCACGGAGUUCUUAUCCCGACACAGCUCUGAUGGGGUCAUCACGUUCGUGGACCCCCGGUGCAUCAGCGUGGUUGGCUACCAACCCCAGGAUCUCCUCGGAAAGGACAUUUUGGAAUUCUGCCACUCGGAGGAUCAGAGCCACCUGCGCGAGAGCUUCCAGCAGGUGGUCAAACUGAAGGGCCAGGUGCUGUCGGUCAUGUACCGGCUCCGCACCAAGAACCGGGAGUGGCUGUUGAUCCGCACCAGCAGCUUCACGUUCCAGAACCCCUACUCCGACGAGAUAGAGUACGUCAUCUGCACCAACACCAACGUCAAGCAGCUCCAGCAACAGCAGGCAGAGUUGGAGGUGCACCAGAGAGAUGGGCUGUCGUCAUACGACCUGUCGCAGGUUCCUGUCCCCAACCUCCCGGCCGGCGUUCACGAGGCGGGGAAGUCCGUGGAGAAGGCCGAUGCCAUCUUCUCCCAGGAGAGAGACCCCCGGUUUGCUGAGAUGUUUGCGGGAAUCAGUGCGUCGGAGAAGAAGAUGAUGACCUCAGCCUCUGCGGCGGGAACCCAGCAGAUCUACUCCCAGGGAAGCCCGUUCCCCCCCGGGCACUCGGGGAAGGCCUUCAGCUCUUCCGUGGUCCACGUGCCUGGUGUGAAUGACAUCCAGUCCUCCUCGUCAACGGGCCAGAACAUGUCCCAAAUCUCCCGACAGCUGAACCAGAGUCAGGUGGCGUGGGCAGGGAGCCGGCCGCCCUUUCCCGGACAGCAAAUCCCUUCCCAGUCCGGCAAGACUCAGUCGUCUCCCUUUGGGAUCGGAACGAGCCACACGUACCCAGCAGACCCCUCUUCCUACAGCCCUCUCUCCAGCCCAGCUACGUCCUCGCCCAGCGGGAACGCCUACUCCAGUCUCGCCAGCAGGACUCCGGGGUUCGCUGAGAGCGGACAGAGCGGCGGGCAGUUCCAAGGGCGGCCCUCGGAGGUCUGGUCCCAGUGGCAGAGCCAGCACCACGGGCAGCAGAGCGGUGAGCAGCACCCCCACCAGCAGCCCGGUCAGACUGAAGUGUUCCAGGACAUGCUGCCCAUGCCCGGAGACCCGACCCAGGGGACCGGCAACUAUAACAUCGAGGACUUCGCGGACCUGGGCAUGUUCCCGCCCUUCUCCGAGUAGCGGCGGGCAGAGUGCGGCUGGCGCUGGGCGGCGUGGCUCCUGUCGUGACCGCGCCACCCACGCGGGCGGGGCCCCCCCGCACCCUGCUUGCCCCGCCCGCCCCGCCACGGUCCCCCCCAGCAGAAAGCGUCUCACCCCCGUGCUCCUCCCCUGCACAGCGCCUCUCCGCUCUGGCCCCCAGCCCGGGGCCACCGACCAGGAGCCCCGGUAGCCGUCGGGGGGCCCGUUGUAUUUAUUGUACUUUAUCUGUGUGUGCUUGGGAGGCGAGCCGACUGGGCGCCGGGAGUCUGGUUGUGAAUAAUCUCCUAGUAGACGGUUUUCGCCUAUAAAACGUUCACCUGUAGUCCAGAGUGAGUGUCCGGGGCCUGCCCAGGCCUCAGGAAUUGGGUUUCUUCCCGCCUUUAACCUCCGUGGGUGGGCGGACUCGGGUGCGGGGAAGGGAGGCCAGCAGGACGCCUGGCCUGUGUUCUCCGCGCUGGGGCCGAGCAGGCGGGGACCCAGGGCCGGACGCCAGCUCCCCUGCCCCCAGCUCAGCGGCGCCCCGACUGGAGCGAGCUUGGCCCGGGGUCCCGGUGCCCGGCUGCGGUUCCACAGCCUCGCCGGGAGUCCUGGCCGGGAGCCCACUGGCUUUAAUGCGCCGGGCUUCUGAGAGGAAGCGGCCCCCUCCUCUUCCAGGAGGCCCCGAGGACCUGGCUGCCUGGUGAGCGCACGCCCUCGUCCCCCCCCCUCCAGGCCAGCGCCUCCGGGGCUGCAGAGCCCUGGGCCUUACGUGGAGGAGCGAGCGGGGAGGCGGGACGUCCAGGCCCCCUCGUCCGGUGUCCUGCCGUGCAGGCCUGCUCCCCCAGGACCGGCCCUGGCGGCCACGUUGCAUCAGUGACCUGGAGGGGGCUCAGGUGCGGACCCGCACGGGGGCAGGAACGCGUCCCACCAGGCCCCUGAGCCUUCUCUCCUCGGCCGGCUGGGGGGCCGCGGUGUCUGGGGAGGGACGGGGUGCAGGUCUGUGAGGCAGGAGGCUGGGGCUCCCGCUCCGAUUCUGCCACACUCGCCCCGGGGCCCCGAAUUCCUCAGGUGGUCUCAGGACGCGAAGAAGCGCCCACUUCUGGAAACUUCUGCUGGCUGACUGAGCCGUGGUCCCUGGCUGGCUGCGUUUCCCCGUCUUCGCUGACCUCGCCCCCUCCCACGCCCUGUGCGCACAGAGGCAGGCUCUCUGAGCCUCUCCUGUCCUCUUCGUGACAGCCACGCCCGGCCCCGCCGUCCCAUGGGCCCCCUGACUCCCGCCCCCGGGAAGGCCCUGCGUCCCUCCCAGGGUCCCUCAGGCAGCCCUGCUCAGGCACCUGCCUCGGACACAACCCACGUGUCCCUCCCCUGGGAUUCCGGAAGGCCAGGCCGAGUGGAGCAGGGUCUCAGCUGCCUGAGAGCAGAGUGGGCCCAGCGUGCAGGACGGGGCCGGGAGCAGCGUCUGUGCUGACCUCUGCGAGCUGGGCAUUAAAUGCCAGCCCCGCCCGGUGUCCGCCGGGGAUCCGCGUGGCCUGUCUUGCUUGGAGAGCUCCACCUGUAACCGUCCGAUGUGGGUAGAAUGCCUUUGGCGAGCUCUGGGUGAUCCUGGUUCCUGGACUGUGGGUUCACACUCACUCAGCAGUUUCUAGAGCAGCUUUAACCCUUUGUGUAUGGCGGUGAUUGAUGAUUGAGUGCCGGGUUUAGGCACACCGGGGUCAUUUUACCCUCCACACACCCUCACCGUGCCAGACCCAGAGAUGGGGACAGGUGCCAGACCUGGGGGGGGGGGGGGCAGGUGCCAGACUGGAGUGGGGGGCUUCCCAGGGCUCACUCUGCCCGGGGCCACCUCUGCCUCCAAGCCUGAGCCGACCCCGAGCCGUGUGUGUGUAAUGUUUUCUGAGAAAGGCACAAAAAGGGCUUUUGGAUCCAAGAGCGGUUGCUCUGUGAAACGAAAACAGACUUUUUUGUGGCCUUUAGCCUGUGAGUUUGGCAGAAUCGGGAAUUUCGUAUUUGUUCCUUCUGUUUUCUGGAGGGAACUAGGGGAUUCUCUGGGCUGCGCACGUCAGGGGGGCACGCCAGCUGUGACCUGGGGCCACGCUGGACGCGGAGGGGACGCGGAGGGGACGCAGAGGGGACGCGGGAGAGGCAGAGCAGCCUUGCCCCGGCGGCCUUCCGUCCUCUUCUGUCCCCACACCAGGGCCUGGGUUGCAGACUGCCGCGGUCCGGGUCCCGGCAGGCGAGGCCAGAGGGGCCUGAAAGCCAGUGUCAUGCAAAAUGUCAUGACUCAGGAGGCACGGCCUCCCCCGCCCCCGACCCCCCAUCCCACAUCGUCCCAGGGGCGCCCACAGGGAGCCUGACUGCGGUCCGAUGGGCCGGCCUGAGCUCUGCGUCCUCUCUCCUCCACCUCCCGCUUUCUGGUUGUGAUUCUUGGAAGCCAUCAUGUGGCCAGUGGGAAAACAGGACUGGAAGGAUCUCGUGCCCCAGAGACUCUUCCCCCAAGGAAUCUUGAGGCCGGCCAGGGUAAGAGUUGAAGCCCUACAGGGCCUCACUGUCCUGCUUGGGAACAGGCCCGCCCAGCCAGCAGGGGACCCUGCGAGGCCCCGGCCCAGACGCCUCUCCCGCGGCAGAUACGGCCCAGCCUGGGCUGGGGCUUCGGCCGUGACUCGCUCUGCCGCUCGCACCUCCUCUCCCCUGUGAGACCUUCCCGGGCUCCCCCACGGAGCGGGCCGGGCCGUGGCUGCCUGCGUCUUGCGGGAGGACACGAAGCAGCCACGUCGAGGCUCAACCGGGACUUGGCUGGUGACUGUGGCCGUGGCUAGGGAGGUUCUAGAACACUACGGAUGUGUCACUAGGGAGCUGGUUUUGUUUCUAGCUAUGGCGUCAGGGAGUGACAGAGCCGUCACAAACGUCACGUUCCUCCUCUACUUCCCAACGUAUUCAAUCCAGCCCCUUUGCUGUUUCGUGAAUACCUUGCAGAGAGUUGGCGGGGGCGGGGCGGGGGGCGGUUCUCUUAGUCGGAACUUACAUCAGGGAGCGUGGACUCCAGUAAAGAGACAGUGUCUCCCCCAUUUAGCCACAUGUGACACAAGGGAUGGGGCAGGUCCCAGGAAAGUGAGUGCCGGUCCCCGAGCGCAUCAGCACCUGGGGGCAGGGACCGCGACAGCCACUCCCCUGGCCCGCCUGCUCCCUGAUGGUUGUGACCCGCCUCCGAGCAAGACCGAGCCUGCUGCCUCGCGGACGCUCUAGCGAGUCACGAGUCAGGACAGAAGUGCCAGAAACUACGAGUUUGGUCAGUACUUGCCAAGGGGGCCCGUUGUCUCCUCCCUCCGCCACAUCCCCGCCCCGCCUCGGGUACUGGGGGGCCACGAGCCACCUGGCUGUCCACCUGUUAUCGACGGCCGGGGGUCUGGGACAACGUGGAGAGGCAGCGCACCGCGGGGCAGGCACCUGUCCACUUCUAGAGUGCCUGGGUCUGGUGGCCAAGGCUGGUUCGGCGGUCCGGCCACCGGCCAGAGCCCGUGUGGAUAGCACCGACCGUGAAGACCAGGGCUCGCUGGGCCAGGCCUCUUCCUUCAUAGACGAGGGCUUCUCAGACGGGCGUCCGUGGACAAGUCGAGCACUUAAUCGUUUCUCUUGUAGCCUUUCUUCUUAUGGAUGUGAGCCGUGCUGUGGAUAAAUCAUCGUUUGUAUUUCUUGAAUGUUCUCUAUGACUAACGGUUAUUGAGUUGGUUGUGUAUAUGUAUAACUAAUGUAACUGCCUUUUAAAAUUUCAUCACAAUAAAAAUGACUUUGCUCUGAA